AUGCAUUUUCUUAUCUUAUUAGCAGAAAAAGAUGAGUACAAGACCAUUGAUACGCUGCUGUUUUUUGUUGGCUACCCAAGAAGUCGUCACACCUUAAUGGCAUCUCUGCUGGAUGCCCACCCUCACAUGAUCGUGGCUAACGAAAAUAACCUGUUUUACCGGUUGAAGAAUGGUAAAAAGUAUGAAAGGAGCCAGAUGUUUGAUACAUUAAUUGAGGGUUCCAAAGGUUUUCUAAAAGGAGGCAAAGGAAUAGUGAUGAAGGGAAACCUUCAAAACACUUCUCAUUUUGGAUUCUGGAUGGAAGGUUACUGGCAGGGGAGUUAUGAUAAGUACAUUAAGGUAAGGCUUUAGAACAUGACUCGUUCUCGUGUUGUUAAUUGGUGGUGAUGAGAAGGCCUGGUACCGACACAGCGGCGAAAUGAGUGCGUAUGCUCCGCUACUCGAGCCAUUUGAACGUUCAGGACUGCAGUUCUUCUUCUGCAAACAUAACCUGACAUGAGGUUUUUCGCCGAGACAUCGCGAGACAUUGAGUAUUUUCUCUAGAGGCUUGCCUACUGAGGAGGCAAUGAUAAAAAGCGCUAAAGCGAUGACAGCUGCUACGAACUCCGUAGCCACGUUGCAGCUGCUCAAUUUUAGUCCCUAAAUUCACACUUGUCAUCAAAACGCUUUUUAUGUUGAGUGAGAAUGUUGGAUGUGAGAAGGUUGGACAGAAACUUUUCUGAAAAUGGCAACCUUAUCUAUUUUUGUUUAGUCUUAUCUCUUCCGAAAUGAAACAAACAACGGGAAUGUUAAAAAUGCUGCCAUUUUGUCUUAAUAGUGUUACUAUGGAAAUAUUGUCGUUCUCAUUCCUUUGCACGUGAAAUUUCUCGCAAAUUACAAGUAAACACACUCAUUUUGUCGAUAUGUCCCCGGUAGUGACUUCCUCCGACACAUGCGUUCCAGAUCUCGGCCGCACCCAAGAUCCUAUUGGCCUUGGGUGGAAAUUACUUGAGAUCCGCUGGUGUGUUUGUGGUUCAGUACCUGCCUUUACAGCCUAAAAUAACCAAAUUUUUCGAUAAUAUUUAAAUUGUGAAGUCUAUUUUAAAGUACUUAACUCAUGAUUUUGCUAGUUUUAAUUGUAAUUGCCACACACAAACCCACUAUGGAGAUGUGCCAAUGAAUUUGAUUGUUCUUUGUUCAAGCAAAGGUUCUUUGUCAUCAUUUUAAUGCAAAGAGACGCUAUAACAGAGUGAACAUCAAGGGGUUUUUUUUAUUACUAGGACUGUUUAUACUUUGUACUCUAUUUUUCAUUUCCAUUAUUGACGAAGUUAUAUAACAAGAAAUCCUCCAAAACGUAUCGAAAUAGCAAUUUGGUUAUAUUAUGCCACCGUAGUAAGUGCAUUGGGUAGGGGUUUCUGCAAAGUCAAACUUCCUGUAAACUGCUUGGAAAGGAAAGUUGAAUGCGAUGCUUUUGUCCAAUGAUGAUAUAGAUGAAGAUGAUCAAUAUGAACCCUCGUUACUUAAGUGAAAGAUUCAGAAAGAUGAUGUUAUUCAGUGAAUGACACAGGCACACUUGGAGAAAAUGAAACAAAAUUAUUGCAGUUAUUCCUCUCCAUUGUUUUUUUUUUUGUUUUUCUUUUUAAUUCGUAUCUAGGUCAUUGGCGACAAGACUGCAUGGAUGAAUUCUGGAGUAUUUCGGAGCACUACCCCUGAAGACGUAACAAAAUUAGUGGAUGACAUCGAGAAGAAAUACAGAAUCAAAGUAAAGUUCAUCCACAUGAUGAGGAAUCCGUUUGACAUUGUGUCAACGAUAGUUUUACGCAACACCAAGCAGAAAGGCGGCAGGUUUAAAGACCAUUCCCAAAAAGUAAGAAGGAAUGUACUGUAUUUCCUCGAAUAUGCACCCACGCUCCAAUAAGCGCCCCAAUAAGUUAAAAGUUCUCAAUCCUAAUGCUCACUAAACCGUUUUUGUCGGCAAAGUUUGGUUAAAAUAUUUAAACGUUUUCUUCACCGUUGAUAAUUAGCGUCAAAGCGCGCAAGAAUUGGCCCUAUUCUUCUUUUAGUCGUCGUCUGCUCAUCAAAAUCGUUUCUGCUUAAAUUAUCUUACGUCAAACAAGCAUCCCUUUCGAAUAGCCCGCCCCCCCUCCAUCAUCCUUCCUUAAACAGUUGGGUGUUACUAAAUUAUUGGAGCUUCGUAUCAUGGAGUUGUCUUUUAAUUCGUAUUACGUGAGUCCGCUGUCGCGAUAUUCAGGUAACGGAGAGAGACCUGGAUCAAAACUGCGUACUAAGAGGUUAGAGUAAGGGAAGGGAAGAAAGAGCAGGGGUAUGAGGUGGGGGAUAUUUUGGUUGGGAUAACUGACCUCGACCGCGAGUACGUUGAACCUUCAAAAUUUUCAAACCAACCGUUCCACCACCUCGCAGAAUGACCUUAGACUUAAGAGUCUGCUUUGAUGUUUGGUUUAAUUUUGUUAGUAAGAGUUGGUUCUCUUUGCAUUUUUCAUCUCAAGGUCGAUGACCCAAAACUGUUGGAAGAAAGCAUGGAGAGAUUUUUCAACUGGGCUCAGGGAAGUGCUAUCGCCAGAGAAGUCUUAGGAGACAAGCUCCUUGACGUGGACGGUCUUAAACUCGUGAACAAACCCAUAGAGUACAUGUCCAAAGUGUGUCAAUUUAUUGAAAUCGCGUGUUCUGACGAAUACCUCAUGGCAUGCGCAGAGGUUGUGGAUUCCACACCCUCUACAACUAGAUAUUGGGUAGUUUGGAGAAAAGAACAUAAGAACAGAAUGUAUUCUGAAUUCGAAAAGUAUCCCUUUUUAGCUCAUUAUUCAUUUGAUGAUUAACUGUAUACCAAUAGAUUAGAAACUAUAUAAAAUUUAUAAUUUAUAAACAAAUUAUAAAUUAAUGGUCG
Pocillopora meandrina is the source of this 2884-nucleotide messenger RNA. The record is from the annotation of a GenBank genome assembly. NCBI's taxonomy places the organism in Eukaryota, Metazoa, Cnidaria, Anthozoa, Scleractinia, Pocilloporidae.